Molecule: messenger RNA, 468 nt
Organism: Effrenium voratum
Lineage: Eukaryota; Dinophyceae; Suessiales; Symbiodiniaceae
Source: the annotation of a GenBank genome assembly
AUGAAGCGCGGCGCGCCGCAGGCCUUGGAGGUGAAGCGCGUGUCCAAGAAGCUUGCGGAGACGGAGCCUUCGAGCGCGCCGAGGCUGGAGGAGACCACGCCGGAGGCCACGGCGGCGGCGUCCUGCAAGCUGCUGCGCGCCUGCGCCUCGCAGAACACCGGGUCAUUGCAGAAGGUCCUGGAUGCCCUUGAGGCAGGCGCCGAGGUAGACGCAAGAGACGUCACAGGUCAGAACCCCCUGGUUGUCUCGGCCCUGAACAUGCGGGGCGCCGAAAAGAAGUGCAAGUUGCUGAUCCAGCACCGCGCGGACGUCCACCAGCCAGCUGUGGCUGGAGGGUCGCAAAGCACGCUGGACUGGGCCAAGGAGCGCAUCAACGCCAGCUUCGCCGCCUUCCUCGAGGCCUUGUCGAAAGGUGAGGAGGCGGACCUGGCCAUGCUCUUGGAUGCCCCGGCGCCGGAGGAGUUCUAG